Sapajus apella (tufted capuchin) is the source of this 1500-nucleotide messenger RNA. It is a transcript of the gene MTRFR, whose product is annotated as chromosome unknown C12orf65 homolog. Bases 657 to 1319 code for a protein of 220 amino acids. The transcript is spliced from 3 exons. Gene Ontology annotation, cellular component: mitochondrion. Gene Ontology annotation, biological process: translational termination. The record is from RefSeq and is a predicted model, not a curated record. Gene Ontology annotation, molecular function: translation release factor activity. Lineage: Eukaryota; Metazoa; Chordata; Mammalia; Primates; Cebidae.
UCCUGUGCUCAAGCAAUCCUCCCACCUCAGCCUCCCAAGUAGCUGGGACUGUAGGCUAUAUCUUCUAGUUUUAAUCUGUGAUUGUUUGCUCCAGCCACAGGCCUUGUUGCAGAGUUGAACAUGCCAUCCCUGCAGAUAGUCUGUCUUGGUUUGGGUUGAAUGUGGAAGCUGGAGGAGGGGGUAUGCUGACCAGAUCUAGUCAUGAAGGAGGCCACUCAGUAGCAUGUAAGUUUCAAGUCUGACAGCAUGCUCUCCAGGAAGCUGAGGGGCAUAGAAAGUUUGAGAACCCCUGCUCUGUAGUGUGUUAUCCAUCCUCAGCUAUGGCACAUAUCCUGUUUGUGCACAUCUUCAUUUUUCUUUUUUGCUGCAAACUCUUCAAGCUCCCUGAAGAAGCCCAUGCCUGACACUCAAUAGAUGUUUAAAAUAUUCUUGCACAAAUUAAUGUUCCCUUUUGUAAAUUCCUUAGACUUGUUAUCUCUGAACUUAACCAAAUUGGAAGGUACUCGGGCAACGAUGAGAGCUUUCACCUUAACUGCAAUCAGCCAUUCAGUGCAGAAGCCAUCUUCAAAGAAAAGGCAGAGCCAAGGGAGUCAGGGUAGAGCACCAACCCUACACUGAAGCCCACAUUUGAAGAAAGGAACUGGGGCAGAGCUGUCAUGACUGCUGGUUUCCUCUUACUAGCACUUCUGUGUACCAUUUUUCUUUAUCCCUUUUUUCAUGUCACAAUGAGGUAUAAUUUGAGCUGCUUUUAUUGUUCCCUAAAGAACUGGAUCAUUCUGUCCUCAGCCAGCAGAGCCACGUUCCUUAUGAGCACCACAGGUUUAUUUCAUUUUCCUACACCACUGACCCGAAUAUGCCCGGCGCCAUGGGGACUCCGGCUUUGGGAGAAACUGAGGUUGUUAUCCCCAGGAAUAGCUGUCGCUCCAGUCCAAAUGGCAGGCAAGAAGGACUAUCCUGCACUGCUUUCCCUGGAUGAGAAUGAACUCGAAGAGCAGUUUGUGAAAGGACACGGUCCAGGGGGCCAAGCAACCAACAAAACCAGCAACUGUGUGGUGCUAAAGCACAUCCCCUCAGGCAUCGUCGUAAAGUGCCAUCAGACAAGAUCAGUUGAUCAAAACAGAAAGCUAGCUCGGAAAAUCCUACAAGAGAAAGUGGAUGUUUUCUACAAUGGUGAAAACAGUCCUGUUCACAAAGAAAAACAGGAAGCAGCGAAGAAAAAGCAAGAAAAAAAAAAAAGAGCAAAGGAAACCCUGGAAAAAAAGAAGCUACUGAAAGAACUAUGGGAAUCAAGUAAAAAGGAAGAUAACAAAGUUAUUUAAAUGGUACACCUUAAACUACAGUGAACAGAGACCUGCACGAUUCAAGAAUAAAACUCGACCAGGCACAGUGGCUCACACCAGUAAUCCCAGCACUUUGGGUGGAUGAGGCAGGCAGAUCACUUGAGGUCAGGAGUUCUAGAUCAGCCUGGCCAACAUGAUGAAACCCCAUCUCUACUAAAAA